Molecule: messenger RNA, 4052 nt
Organism: Capsicum annuum
Lineage: Eukaryota; Viridiplantae; Streptophyta; Magnoliopsida; Solanales; Solanaceae
Product: RNA polymerase II C-terminal domain phosphatase-like 1
Exons: 17
Coding region: 462-3332 (956 amino acids)
Molecular function (GO): RNA polymerase II CTD heptapeptide repeat phosphatase activity
Source: RefSeq, a predicted model, not a curated record
CGUUAUAAACAUCUACAUGUGUAAUAAGAAUUUAGAGAGAGAAAUAGAUAGAGAGAGAGAGAUUGUACAAUUUUGACCUUUCACUCUCUGUGGAUCUAGGGUUUCACAAACACACAGUUGAUCCACCGCAUCGUCGUCGCCGCCGCCGUAUUAUCAGAAAAAAAAAUCUAAACCCUACUUUUAAUCUUCUCUUAAUCAUCAUCAUCUUCUAUAACAAAACCCUAAAAAUUUCGUUUUUUUUGAGUGUUGUUUGGGUAAAUCUGUGUUAAUCUGAAUGAAAAUUUGUUAAACGACGACGUUUCAUUGGUUGAUUUGAUAAAAUUUGAUUAGAUCUGAUAAGAUCUGACUUUUUCUUAAGCAUAAUUUCAAGGAUCGAUGAGAAACUGAAAGGGAAAAAAAAUAGAAAUUGAUUUUUAUUCUUAAUUUUUUUUAUUAUUAGCGAGUAAAAAGGGGGCAAAAAAAUGUAUAAAUCGGUGGUGAUCUUGUAUGAAGGAGAAAGAAUGGUGGGAGAAGUGGAAUUGUACGGUGAAAACGGUGCCGUAUGGGGUGAGAAGGUAAUAAAGAUAAGUCACUAUUCGGCACCAAGUGAGAGAUGUCCACCACUGGCAGUGCUACAUACAGUUACUAGUGGAAUAAGCUUCAAAUUGGAACCUACAAAAUCAAAGUCGCUGAACCAAGACUCGCCGCUCAUUCUUUUGCACUCAACAUGUCUCAGAGAUAACAAGACUGCAGUGAUGUCACUUGGAAGAGAAGAGCUUCAUUUAGUCGCCAUGCAGUCUAAGAAUUUUGGAGGACAGUGUCCUUGCUUUUGGGGAUUUAAGGUUGCGCCAGGACUUUAUGAUUAUUGUCUAACAAUGCUAAACCUCAGGUGUCUUGGCAUUGUGUUUGAUCUUGAUGAGACACUCAUAGUUGCCAACACAAUGCGUUCAUUUGAGGAUAGAAUAGAGGCCUUGCAGCGGAAAAUAAAUUCAGAGUCAGAUCCGCAGCGUGCCUCUGCUAUGAUGGCUGAGGUCAAGCGUUAUCAGGAGGAUAAAAUUAUUUUAAAGCAAUAUGCCGAAAGUGAUCAGAUUGUUGACAAUGGAAAGGUGAUCAAAUCUCAGUCUGAGGUUGUCCUGGCGUUGUCUGAUAAUCACCAAACUAUUGUCAGACCCCUGAUUAGGUUGCAAGAUAGAAACAUUAUUCUUACUCGUAUUAAUCCAACGAUCCGUGAUACUAGUGUUCUCGUGAGAUUGAGACCUGCCUGGGAGGAACUCCGAAGCUAUCUGACUGCAAAGGGUAGGAAGCGCUUUGAAGUUUAUGUAUGCACAAUGGCUGAAAGAGAUUAUGCUUUAGAAAUGUGGCGGCUUCUUGAUCCGGAUUCAAACUUGAUUAGCUCAAAUGAACUCUUGGAUCGUAUUGUCUGUGUCAAGUCUGGCUCGAGGAAAUCUUUGUUCAAUGUAUUCCAAGAUGGAAAUUGUCAUCCUAAGAUGGCAUUGGUGAUUGAUGAUCGCUUGAAAGUGUGGGAUGAGAAGGAUCAACCAAGAGUGCAUGUUGUUCCUGCAUUUGCUCCAUAUUUUGCCCCUCAAGCUGAAGGCAACAAUUCUGUUCCUGUCCUAUGUGUUGCCAGAAAUGUAGCCUGCAAUGUCAGGGGUGGUUAUUUCAAAGAUUUUGAUGAAGGCCUAUUACAGCGUAUAUCUGAAGUUGUGUAUGAAGAUGAUAUUAAGCAAGUUCCUUCUGCUCCUGAUGUUAGCAACUAUUUGAUUUCAGAGGAUGAACCUUCAGCUGUAAACGGGAAUAAAGAUUCACUUGGAUUUGAUGGAAUGGCUGAUAAUGAGGUCGAAAGGAGACUAAAGGAAGCACUGUUGGCUUCAACAAGUGUUCCUUCUCAAAUGACAAAUUUGGAUCCAAGACUUGCACCAGCUCUCCAGUACUCUGUCCCACCUGUUAUUUCACAGCCAACCAUACAAGGGCCAGUGGUGCCUUUUCCUGCUCAGCAUCUCCCUCAAGGGACUUCUGUACUUAAAUCAUCGGUGACUCCAAUAAGUCCUCAGGACACAAGCUUGCAAAGUUCUCCUGCUAGGGAAGAGGGUGAGGUACCAGAAUCUGAAUUAGAUCCUGAUACAAGGAGGAGAUUACUUAUAUUGCAACACGGUCAAGACACGAGAGAUCAAGUAUCAAGUGAACCAAAGUUCCCUAUGGGGACUCCAUUACAAGUGUCUGUGCCACCUCGGGUGCAGCCACAUGGUUGGUUUCCAGCUGAGGAAGAGAUGAGCCCUAGGCAACUUAAUCGAGCCUUGCCUCCCAAGGAAUUUCCUUUAAAUGCAGAGUCUAUGCAUAUUAACAAACAUCGGCCUCCUCAUCCACCUUUUCUUCCCAAAAUGGAGAUCUCUAUGCCAUCUGAUAGAGGUCUUUUUGAGAGCCAGAGGUUGCCAAAAGAGGUAUUCCCUCGGGAUGACAGGAUGAGAUUUUCCCAGUCACAACCUAGCUUUCGUCCAGCGCCAGUUGAGGAAGUCUCCUUGGGUCGGUCGUCUUCCAGCAACAGGGAUCUGGACCUUGAACCUGGACAUGAUCCAUAUUUGGAAACACCUGCUGGAGCUUUACAAGAUAUCGCAUUCAAGUGUGGAACGAAGGUCGAAUUCAAAUCAGCUUUGUUUUCAAGUCCAGAACUGCAGUUCUCCUUGGAGGUGUCAUUUGCAGGAGAAAAAAUUGGAGAAGGAAUUGGCCGGACGAGAAGGGAAGCCCAACAACGGGCUGCUGAGGAAUCUCUUAUGAAUCUGGCAGACAAAUACUUGUCACGUCUCAAACCUGAUUCCAGUUCCACAUUUGGUGAUGGAUUUAGGUUUCCAAAUGCAAGUGAUAACGGGUUUGUUGACAACAUGAGUCCUUUUGGGUAUCAAACAUAUCCGAAGGAGGAUCGUGUCUCACAUUCUUUUGCAUCAGAACCUCCCAGAGUGUUGGACCCAAGGUUUGAGUUUUUUAAGAAGUCGGUGGGUUCAGUUGGCGCCCUAAGAGAACUAUGCGCGAUUGAAGGACUUGGUUUGGCAUUCCAAACUCAGCCUCAACCAGCUAAUCCGGGCCAGAAAAGUGAAAUAUACGCCCAGGUUGUGGAAAUUGAUGGACGCGUAUUUGGCAAAGGAAUUGGUUCAACAUGGGAUGAUGCUAAAACACAGGCUGCUGAAAGGGCUCUUGUUGCUUUGAAGUCUGAGCUGGGCCAGUUUCCUCACAAGCGUCAGGGUUCUCCGAGAUCAUUGCAGCAGGGAUUUUCCAAUAAAAGGUUGAAACCUGAGUAUUCUCGGAGUAUGCAGCGAGUAUCAUCUUCUGCUAGAUUUCCGAAGAACCCAUCUAUGCCAUGACUGUAUAUAGAAGAUUCUUGACCUCUGCUUGUAAAUCAACCCCAUAAAAAAUGUAACAUGCGUGGGAGCAUAUGCCGCUGUGAUUUGGGAAGCCAAUUGGGAGCUUUACUACUAACCCCGCUGCCCUUGUUGUUUCAGCUCAAUUAUAUCCAGUAUGCACUCCCACAAUAAGCAAGUCUCUGGAUUUUAAGAGCAAAAUUGAAUUACCUUUCGGUUGCGUAAGGUGCAUCCUUUACCCUGUGUAGGCAGUUCAAAUGUGUGAACUGUGAAUUUCUUGCUAUUUUCCGCGUGGUUUUGGAGCCUAGAGACUCAAAAGCCACUCGGAGCUUGGAAUGAGUUUAACAUAUUCAAGAUGGGUGCGCACCAUAAGCCGCUUACUUGGGGAGUUCUUGCAUGCAUAGCAUUCACUUUUCAUAGUUCAUUUUGAUAGGCAAAGAUAGUGGUGGAAUGUGUGAAGUUGGCUUGGCCAUGUCAAAUGUAUUUUCUAGGGGAUACUUCAAUUUUGACGAUUUCAUAGUUAAUUUUGGAUUUGGUUAAACUGUUUGUUUUGGUGUUUUCCCUUACCUUGUUUAGAUACCCAAGAGGUUAGUGGAAAAUUUUGAGAAGCUGUAAUUAGCUUAUUGUAGCCUAUAUUUGCAUUGGAUUUUGUACCCCUUAGGUACAUUUUACUGUCCAAUGUAACCUUCGACAGUGGAUGAAUACAACUUCUAAUUUCUUGCA